This is a messenger RNA of Brassica napus (rape), 4929 nucleotides long. Its product is annotated as peptidyl-prolyl cis-trans isomerase. NCBI's taxonomy places the organism in Eukaryota, Viridiplantae, Streptophyta, Magnoliopsida, Brassicales, Brassicaceae. The transcript has a single exon. The coding region runs from base 254 to 832 and encodes 192 amino acids. Gene Ontology annotation, cellular component: cytosol; plasma membrane. Gene Ontology annotation, biological process: protein peptidyl-prolyl isomerization. The record is from RefSeq and is a predicted model, not a curated record. Gene Ontology annotation, molecular function: peptidyl-prolyl cis-trans isomerase activity.
GCGCGGUUAAAAAAUCUAGCUAGCUUUAAAAGCCAUAAAAACCUAUGAAAGUAGGGAGAUAUAUUUGAUUAUUCAAACCUUUCAUUAUAAUGUGAGACUACUUCCAUCUUAACUGCAUGGAACUAGUUCGUCUCCUCGCAGAAACAGCCCUAAAUUACUCUGAAUAUGGAAAGGAACGUUCGCUUUAAUGAAACCGACAGAAACAUCAUAAUUAACGUUGCGUCUGGUGGUGUGUGCACACUUGACGUUAACCAUGUUGGCCGACUUAUGCCACCUCCGGCCGUUGAUGGAUCCCCUGUUCCAUCUCCUGGCUCCUGCUAACCCUAAGGUUUUCUUUUAUAUGACGGUGGAUGCCAAACCGGCUGGUAUGAUCGUGAUGGAGCUCUUCGCCGACACGACCCCGCGGACGGCAGAGAACUUCCGCGCCCUCUGUACUGGCGAGAAAUGCACGGGGAAGCUUGGCAAGCCACUCCAUUACAAAGGAUCAAUCAUCCACCAUGUCGAUCCCGGUUAUAUGAUUGCCGGAGGAGAUAUCAUUGACGGAGGGAAAGGAAACAGAGGCGAAUGUAUCUACGGCAGUAGGUUUUUCGAGGUUGAGAACUUCAUCAAGAAGCACACCGGUCCAGGUAUCCUCUCCAAGUGGAACCGUGGUCGAAACAGCACUGGAUCUCAGUUCAUGAUCCACGCAAAGGCGAAUUCGGAUCUGGACGACGAGUGUGUUGUGUUUGGCCAAGUUGUUCAAGGAAUGUAUGUGGUCACGAGCAUUAUGGCUUUGACCACGAAUACUUCCAUACCCGUUGCGGUGAUCUCCAACUGCGGUCAAAUUUCAUAGAUAUUUGUGAGGUUUUCAUCUUACGUCGUUUGAUGUGUUUAUGUUCGUAUUUAAGUUUAGAUGGGCUACGUACCAUUGAAUAACGAUAAAACAUGAAUAAGGUUGGAGUCAACAUUGUUGUCGGUUAAGUUGGAAUCAUGGUUAGUGAUUUUCGGUAGUACCCGGUUUAAAUAAGCGCCAACCAUCUGCGUGCCAAUUCAUAACGAGCUUUUUCUGGAAUUUUGCAUUGUAACUCUUGCCUAUUUCAGACCAAAACUUUCCAAUUUCAAACCAAUCAAAAGCGCACAUGCUCAGGUGUCCAUGCUGGUUUUUCUGGGAAAUCAAAUACAAACAUAAUUACAAGAUUCAGCAAAUCAACCUAACAAUAAGAUAAGAAGAGGAAGCAAACGACUUAAACAAAAGACUUAAACAAAAAAGAAAGUAUGGUUUGAUUUAUGGGAAAAUAUUUCAAUUUCUACAUAUUUAAACUCGCCACAGGCGAAACAGCGAAGAGUACCAGUUCGGGCAAGUCAAGUCUGAUCCACGGAAACAACAGUUGUGUCCGUAGGAGUAGGAUUUGUGGUUGCAGGCGGGAAGGUUGUGGUUGUUGAUCGUUGUCAUGUGGAGUUCCAAGAAAAAAUUGUCUUGUUUUGAGGUUCUACUGUAAGUGCUUGUUGAUGAGCUUCUGAGAUCGUGAGAGGGUUGAAUAAAUUCAACGUGUGUUGAAUUUGCUGUCGUAAGCCACCAAUAAAGCGAGCCACUAUUUGUCUUUCAGAAUCAUUGAUAUCAAUCCUCGUGAGCAGUAAGAAAAAUUAUGUGGCAUACUCUUACGGCUUCCUUGUCGUAAGUGUUGCAACUUUUGAAACAUAAGCUGAUCAUAGUUGUAUGGUAGGAAUGUCUUGCGGAGGUGUUUAUUCAGCUUGUCCCAUGAUGCUAUCUUUGGUUUAUUCAGACGGGUUCUGGUUGCUUUAAGCUGUGUCCACCAAGCGGCAUCUCUGGUGCGGAAACGCAUAGCUAAUACAGGAACACACUGAUCAAGGGAAACAUUUUUGAAUUCCAAAAUCUCUUAUACGGUUGCGAUCCAAUCAAGUAAUUCCUCUGCAGUUGGUCCCCCGCUGAAUUCCGAAUUUCUGUUUUAAAGCGCCAUUCCCAUCGUUCUUCGGAAGGUUGUGCAUUAUAAUCACGAGGUCAGUUGCGGCCGAGAACAGCGAACGGGUUCGCAUCUUCCUCGUCUUCAGCUAGGUCAUCGUUAUUAAGUUCUUCGACUGGAGCGGGAUUACGGUUAGCAACCAAGGCUUGCAUGGCCUGCGUGAGUUGACCGAGUUGCUCUUGCAUAUGCUCCAUAAUGUUGUGCAUUACGGUUGUGCAUUAUGAUCACGAGGUCAGUUGCGGCCGAGAACAGCGAACGGGUUCGCAUCUUCCUCGUCUUCAGCUAGGUCACCGUUAUUAAGUUCUUCGACUGGAGCGGGAUUACGGUUAGCGACCAAGGCUUGCAUGGCCUGCGUGAGUUGACCGAGUUGCUCUUGCAUAUGCUCCAUAGUGUGUUGUUAAAUUUUGGCUUGUGUUUCUUUGCGUGUGCGCGGCAUGGUUGCGGAAGGGUUUGUUUUGCUCUGAUACCAACUUUAUGGCGGGUAAGAACGAUAGUUCAGCUCAAUCUAGGGAUUUUGAUUAGAAAUCGCUAGAGACCUGCUACUUGAAGAAGAUGAAUCUAAUUGAAUCUUGUUCAAGGCUUCUCGAAAUAGAUGAAUUGAAUCAAAUCUCUCUCAAGGUAUAAAGCCAAAGCUAGUUUUAUUAAUUAUCAAAAGUCUAUCUCUAAAAGCCAAAACCAAAACACAAUAUAUAGGGAUCCAUCGUCAAAGUCACAACCAACUUAUGAUAAUCUUUCCUAUUCUAAAAAGGAAAACAAAGCAUUAAGACUUAUUGAAAAGGAAACAAAGAAAACGUGAGAAAUAAGGUAACUAAAGUUGAGGCGGUGUAGAUGUUGCUGCAUCAAUAACCUAUGUUUUUUUUCGAUAACUCAGAUACCUAGCUGGUAUGGGAUGUGGUGCCUCGUUAGGUACGUACCCCUAUCAUAUGAAAUAUCGGUCCAUUAAACUCAGAAAGCCAGCUGGCCCAGAAAUUUUGUAUAAAUUUCUACCGAUGGAUUGAACUCAGGGUGCGAUCAGAUUUGGCCGUUUCGCUCCCGAUCCUACAACCACUAGACCACAACCGCUGGGUUAUAACCUAUGGUUUCAUUUUUUGUAGUAACUAGCAAGCAUGUUUUAUAAAGUGGACACAAAUGUUUAUUGGAUUAACUUCUGAUAGGAUUGUUAUUUUGGUUUAUGGGGUAGGCUUUGAAUUAGAGAGGCAUUUUAUCUUCUUUUUUUCUUGUAACACAGAAGAAUAAAGGUGCUGCUUAGGAAAAUUGUGUUCAUAUGUCGCAAUUUCAUUUUGUUUAUGAAGAAAUAAAAUAUUUGUUACUUUGAUUUUUAAAAUGACCGUUUCCUAUCAAUGUACUUAAAUCAAUAUCAUUAUUUUAACUGUCGAUUUCGCCAGUAAAAACAACAUUUCUCUAAUACCAAUGUAACUGGUUUUGCAAUUAUAACUACUUGCUGUGGGCUAGAUACUUACCAUUAAUAUAUGCAACAACUCGAACACAAACAAAGAAAACCAGUGUAACGUCUCUAUUGCUCAAAAAAGAAGAAGAAUAACGUUCCUUUCUAGUAAACGUACAGUCAUACAUAGAGCUGUAAUAAUAUCAAAUAUAUUUUACUUUGAAACUAUUUAUUUCUAUACAUAACCUGAUAACCAGAAUUCAAAAUAUGUAAAUCUCAUCCUUGUAGAAUAAUUCUAACCGUCCAAAACCAUUUGAAUUCAUUAAAAUUGAUAGGAAACGGUAAAUCAGUGCUAUGGGAUGUAUUUUGAGAAAAUAAAGACUACCAACAGAUCAAAUUGAAGAAGAAACCAGAUCUCCCUUCCAUUAAAGCUGACCCGAAAAAUCUUAUUGCCAUGAAUGCUAAUGUAAAGAUUAUCUACUCUGAUGCUGCUUGGAAUCCUUUGUCUUGUGAUUGUGGACUACGUUGGUUCAUACAAGCUUCUACAGGUAUCAGGCAAGGUUUUGAUAGCAGAACUCAUGCUGCCUCGCCUUAAAUUGCGGAGGCGAUGGCCUUAAGUAUCAUCCAUGACAUCCGCGUGUAGAGUCGAUCCUUCACCUCUAUCAAAUUUCCUUUGGGAAAUGUACUUGCUGAUGGCUAUCCAAAUCAGCUCUCUCUUUAAUUUCUGUAUCCUUCGCUUUGGAUCUUUGAAUUAAUAAAAUCGUUUAACCAAAAAAAGAAAAAAAAAAUACAUUUUUGAAAUUUGUCUGUAUCAAAAUCAGUAAUAUGAUUUUCUUUUUACAUCAAUAUUUCAAUUUUUAAAUGACUUAUGACGAAGAAUGAAUUCAUCACUAGAAGUGAACUACUGUAAAACUGAAACUUGCUGUGAAAAAAAAACACACACAGAAACCUGAUAAAAGUAGCUAAAUGAACCAAUGAUAUUUCAUGUAAAUUCGUGCGAAUAUGUAUUAUUUCGGAUAUGUUCUUUUCAAAAAAAAAACAUUCAUUUAAAAUUAUUGAUAUAUAGUAUUUCUCUAUGAUUGAAUAUGCUUUUGUAUUUUUGAAUAACUAAUAGUACUCCCUCCGUUUCAUAUAUACAGUUAUAUAUUCUAGGGAAAAAAAUUGUUUCAAAAAAAAAUCUAUUUUUAAUGCAUGUUUUAUUAACUAAUUGUAAACUUAAAAAAAAAACUAAUUACACUUAUUGGAUUUUUAUUAGCUUAAAAUUAUGGGAAAGCGAUAAUCACAAAAAAUAUUCAAAUUUAAUAUGUUUUAUUUAAAAGUGUGAAAAUCUAAAAUAUGUAACAUUUUGAAACGAAAGAAAUAUUUUUUAUCAUCUAAAAAUUCUAUUAAAACAAGUAGUAUAUAAACUAAUAAAAACACGUUGUUUCCGGAACUAGAAGCCAAUAAAGAUCGAAAUCUUUCCGGAAAUAUAUGAUCACAAAAGAAAUCUAACCGAUAACUAGUAAAGAUAGACGACAAAGAAUAAUAAAACAAACAUAAAGUUGUACCAUAAAAUUACCGAAACGGAAGCACAGAUCGAUUUCG